Molecule: messenger RNA, 919 nt
Organism: Vitrella brassicaformis
Lineage: Eukaryota; Vitrellaceae
Source: the annotation of a GenBank genome assembly
AUGGCCUUGACCUUCCGCCACUCGGUCUUGACCAGCCGCAUCACCGCCUGUGUGAGCCGCUCUUGCCCCUCCGCGCCAGGGAUGCUCACCAUCCGAUGCUGAACGACAGACAGAUGGAUGGAUGGAUGCAUGGAUUUAUGUGUCUCUGUGUCUGUCUGUCUGUCUGUGGCUUGGUGUGUGUAUGUGUGUGUGUGUGUGUGUGUGGCUGAGUGUGGUUGACUCUCUCUCUCUCUCUGUGUGUGUGUGUGUGUGUGUGUGACACUGUGUGUUCAGGCGGGUCAGAGGUUCGUGGGCCCCUGGAUGCUGGAGAAUCCUCUGGCCAGAAACCUCACCUUCACGGCGGCGCUGGCGGUGUUUUCCGUGUUUGCUCACUACGGCGUGGACGAGCCGAUGCGGGCAUUCCUCAAUCUGGGCAAGAGGGGCCACAAGUAGAGUGACUGACUGGUCAACAUGACAUGCCCGUGUGGAGUGUGUGUGGGGGCUGCUGAAUGGUCAUCCCUGUUAAGUAGUCACAAUGGCAUGGCAGUCAAUAAGCUGUACUACAAAGCUGUAAUUAGCAAUGUGUGUAUUGGCCCGCCAGCGCGGGACCGAGCGAGCGAAUACACACAGUUGCACCCACACACACACACCCUCACACAGAGGAAGGAAGCUUGUCACUUCUUCAGAGACAAGCCUCCUCUCCCUUACCCCUUUCCAGGGCCCCCCACUCCUUAUGCAGUCUCCUUUAUACUUCCUCUCUUUUGGCACUCCCCAGCAAAAUCAGGACAGGAGAGAGAGAGAGAGAGAUCAAGUGUCUCUGCUGUCUACUUGGAAGGCAAAAAUGCCGUCUGCUCGAGUGGGUUCUUGGCGACGGGCUCGGCUCGCCGGCGCCAAGAACCCACGAAGGAGAAGAAGACCAGCAAAUGGCCGAUGUGCACUG